Microdochium trichocladiopsis is the source of this 1398-nucleotide messenger RNA. Its product is annotated as ankyrin repeat-containing domain protein. The record is from RefSeq and is a predicted model, not a curated record. NCBI's taxonomy places the organism in Eukaryota, Fungi, Ascomycota, Sordariomycetes, Xylariales, Microdochiaceae. Gene Ontology annotation, molecular function: protein binding. The coding region runs from base 1 to 1398 and encodes 465 amino acids. The transcript has a single exon.
AUGGCCUCCCUCACUACAAUCCCCGACGAGCUUCUGCUGCAGAUAUCGGCCCUGCUCGACGAUCAGUGUGAUCGCGCUCGCCUCGCUCGAGUCUGCAAACGUCUUCGAGAAAUCUUCAAUGGUGAACUCUUCGACCACGAUGCCCGGUUAGACGACAAGCACGCGCUCUGGCAUGCCUGUGUGAGGGGAGACCUCGCCUUGCUACGCCGCGUGUUGCGACACCAUGAGCCCUCAACAGCCAUAUUAAUCAACGCGCCAUUCAAGACGAACCACUAUACUCGCCUACGACAAAUCUGGGGUGACUCCUCAGAAAGCCUGACCCCUCUGGAGAUUGCGAUCAAGAACGCAGACCACUUGAUAGCACGGGAGCUUCUCGAGGCACGUGCUGCUCCCACCUGGCGAGCACUUAUGGAAGCAGUCAGCCUGCAAUUGGAACGUAUUGAUGUCAGGGACUGGCCUUCCCAGAGUUUGGCGGAUGAGUACAACAUGUCCCUGGCUCGUGUCCUCCAUGACAAGAGGCUGCUGAUCGGUCGCCUGAUCAAAGCUGCCCAGACGUGCCAGUUACCUUGCGAAACCCUCCUGCAAGCAACACUGCUUAACCUGAAAGACUGGGCGCCUCAGUUUGGUUUUGCCCGCACGCUUGCCUCCAAAGCAGAGGAGGCAAAUCAGCGCUCAAUCAUCCACAACCACGUGCUUGGACUGAUUCACAUACUGCUUGAACACGUCGGCUCGAGAGUCCCAGCAGGCGAUUUUAUGCACCUGAUUGCCCGGCUCAACCCUCACCAUCAUCUCGACCUACUCAGACUGUUCUUGAGGCAUCACAAAGACGAUCUACUGCCACUACCAGAGAAUCUUCUGUUGGCGUUCUGCUGUUUUCUCCCUUGCAACCCGGUCGCGGUGGAGCUGCUUCUAGAGCAUGGUGCUAGUGUCAACUACCAAAAUGCGAGUGGUCAAACAGCACUUCACAUCCUGUGUUCCAACCACACACAGAUCGAGUCGCGGAGGCAAGUUGCGGAGGUGUUGGUGCGCAACGGUGGUGCUGACCUGACACUCAAAGACAACAAGGGCAAGACAGCAUUCCAGUGUGCGCGCAAGCAGAAGCUGUUUGAAUUGGUCGCUUUGCUGAGAAAGGCGUCCCGCGAACAGACGCAGCCAAAGGCGGACAAGGACCUCCAGCAGGAGGCGAGUUCAUCGUCACCCAUAAAGGACAGCAGUCUGCCUUCACACGAGCCAAAGGUGAAGGGGAACGCGAAGGCGAAGGCAAGGGGAAAGGGAAAGAACAAGCCACGCCAAAUCCGGCGGGAGACCAGCACCCAGACUUCACAAGGGGCAGCAGAAGCAGCCGUGGAAAAGAACGAUAACGCAACAGGUGUUCUGAUCCUCGUGGAAGAGUGGUAG